UAUAAAUUAGAUCAGGAUGAUGAUUGUCUUGAUCGUAGUGAUGAAAUACAUUGUAGUGCAAGACAAUGUCCACCACAUAUGUAUCCAUGUAAUAUAACUGGUCAAUGUAUUGAUAUAACUAAAGUAUGUAAUCGUCAACCAGAUUGUAUUGAUGGUACAGAUGAAAGUCCACAAUGUGGUACUCAACUUUGUGGUGCAUUAUCAUGUGAAUAUGCAUGUCAACCAACACCGGAUGGUCGUGGUAAAUGUUAUUGUCCACUUGGAUUUCAAAUUAAUCCAACUAAUAAUCGUUCUUGUAUUGAUGUUAAUGAAUGUGAAAUUUGGGAUGAAUGUGAUCAAGAUUGUCAAAAUACAGUUGGAUCAUAUGUUUGUACUUGUCGAGCAAAUUAUACACUUGAAGCUGGCAAUCGAUGUAAACAUAUAAAUAGUAAAUAUUUGAUUUUAAAAACAAUUUACAAUGAUAAUAAUGAUAAUUAUCUUUUAUUAUGUUUAGGUGAUGAUAUGAAAAUGUUUGUAGCUAUAGCAAAUAAAAUCUAUGAAAUUGAUCGACUUCGUAAUGCACGAGUAAUUUAUACUGGUCCAGAAAAUAUGACUAUUUAUGCUGUUGAUUAUCAUUAUCGAAAUCGAUUACUUUAUUUUACUGAUGCAUAUGCACAUAAAAUUUUUUCAUUAUCAUUAUCAUCUCCAUCAUCAUCAGUAAGACUUGUUCUUGAAAAAAAUAUUCGUAUGCCAAUAUCAAUUGCUAUUGAUUGGAUAACAAAUAAAAUAUAUAUUGUUGAAUAUGAAUUAGCACGUAUUGAUUUGUUAUCAUUAGAUGGAAAAAUGAUGAAAACAAAUAUAAUUAUUAAUAAUCUUUAUCAACCAGUAUCAAUAGCUAUUGAUCCAAUAGCUGAAUAUUUAUUUGUUGCUGAUGAAGGUAAUUGGCAUCGAAUACCAGCAAAAAUCAAUCGAUGUCUUCUUGAUGGUAGACAAUGUACAAUAUUAAUUGAUCAAAAAUUAGAACAACCAAGUGAUUUAACAGUUGAUUUUAUUAAACGAAGAGUUUAUUGGGUUGAUCGAUCGUAUGAUCAUGUUGAAAGUUGUGAUUAUCAUGGAUCAAGAAGAAUAACAAUAACAUCCGGUAGUCAAAAUAUUCCAUUUACAGUUGGAAUUGAUUUAUUUGAAAAUAAUCUUUAUUUAACGGAUGAUGUGAAAGGCGCUGUAUUACAAGUUCGACGUCAUUUUAAUUCAAAUACAAGUUAUUUUUAUAAACCUGAAUCAUUUAUUCGACCACAAGGAAUAGCUAUUUAUCAUGAAACACGACAACCAAAUAGAACGGAUCCAUGUAAUGGAACAUAUAAUGGUGGCUGUGAACAUUUAUGUUUACUUGGAAGAGGUUAUUUAUUAGCAAAUAGUUAUCAAUGUCGAUGUCAAUCCGGUUUUAGAUUAAAAUCAGAUUUAAAAUCAUGUGAACCGGUGAAAGAUUUUCUUCUUUUAACACGAUUAACAUCUGUUCGUGGAAUUGAUUUUAAUCGUGAUUCAAAUGUUGAAGCUCGACCACCGAUUGUACCUGAUCGUCGAACUGCUAUAUCAGAUUCUGUAUUUGAUUAUGAAGAAAAAAUUGUUUAUUUUUAUUCUCAAAGAAGUCAAAUGAUUUAUUCAUCAAAAAUGGAUGGUGAAAAGCCAACACCAGUUACAACAUCAAAAGUAUUUCCAAUGGUUAGUGCUUUAGCAUAUGAUUGGUAUUCAAAAUUAAUUUAUAUGACAUCAAUAAGUGAAGGUCAACUUCUUGUUAUUCGUAUGAAUGGUAGAGAUUUUCCACAACGUACUCUUGUUAAUGCAACAACUGGUAUACAUGGUAUUGCUUUAGAUCCUUUUCAAGGAUAUGUAUUUUAUUCAACAAUUCUACGUCCAGCAAAAAUCUAUCGUAUGUUAUCUGAUGGAACAAAUCGUAUGAUAAUUAUUCCAAAUGAAUUGGGUACACCUUAUCAUUUAACAUGCGAUUAUUCAACGAAACGUCUUUAUUGGACUGAUGGUGCACUAUCACGUAUUCAAUAUUCGGAUUAUAAUGGUCGAAAUAAGCAAUCAUUAAGAGGACGAUACAUUUCACAUCCAUUUGGAAUUGCAAUUUAUGGAUCUCGUCUUUAUUUUACUGAUGCAACAUUAGAAAGUGUAUUUGAAAGUAGUAAAAUAUACAGUGGUUAUGCAUCACCUAUUCGAUCAAAUAUACCAUCGAUUACAACAGUUAAAGUUUAUGCAGAAUCAUCUCAACCAAUGAAUAUUACACAUCCAUGUCGAAGAAAUAAUGGUGAAUGUUCAGAUUUUUGUUUUCCAAGACAAGAUCAAGGUAUUUUAACACGAGUGUGUGGUUGUCGUUAUGGUCGAAAAUUAAAUACAAUCAAUAAUCAAGAAUGUGAUGAUAAUUCUCAAGCUGAACCAAGUCAAACAUCAUGUGAUGGACGUUUUCAAUGUCGAAAUGGUCGAUGUAUUCCAUUAAGUUAUAAAUGUGAUGGAGAUGAUGAUUGUCAUGAUAAUAGUGAUGAACAAAAUUGUCCAGCUGGAACACCAACAUGUGGAACAAAUCAAUUCCAAUGUCGAACUAGUCGUGUUUGUAUAAAUAAACAACUUGUUUGUGAUGGUUAUGCGCAUUGUAACGAUCGUUCAGAUGAAUCUAAUUGCAGUCAAACUUGUACGCAAAAUCAAUUCCGUUGUGCAACAGGAAAAUGUAUUCCUAAAUCAUGGAUAUGUGAUAAUGAAAAUGAUUGUGGUGAUUCGAGCGAUGAACAAAAUUGUCAAAAUAGAACAUGUGAUCCAUUGACACAAUUUGCUUGUCCUCAUACACCUGGUAAAUGUAUUCCGAAUGCAUGGAAGUGUGAUGGUCAAAAUGAUUGUGGUGAUAAUGCUGAUGAACUCGAUUGUCCACCGAUAUCUUGUGGUGCUGGACAAUUUCUAUGUACACGUGAUCGUACUUGUAUUAAUGCAACACGACGAUGUGAUGGUAUUGCUGAUUGUCAAUCAACGGAAGAUGAACAAAAUUGUAGUGGUACAAGACCAUCAUAUUGUCGAGUAGAUCAAUUUCGUUGUGGAUCAACUUGCAUACCAAAUUCUUGGCGUUGUGAUGGUCAUCGAGAUUGUGCCGAUGGAUCUGAUGAACCACCAAGUUGUGGUGCACGAAAUUGUUCAUCAAAUGAAUUUCGUUGUGUAUCAACGGGUGACUGUAUUCCGAAAGCAUGGAAAUGUGAUCAUGAUGAUGAUUGUCCAGAUGCUUCGGAUGAAGAUCCAGUACUAUGUCAGGGUGAACCUUUUCAAUGUCCAGAAAAUCAAAUGAGAUGUCCUGAUACAACAAUUCAUCAAUGUGUAAAUGUUACACAAGUUUGUGAUGGUAAACCUGAUUGUCCUGGUGGCGGUGAUGAAUCACCAUUAUGCAAUAAUGAUCAAUGUUCAAUUGAUAAUGGUGGUUGUAGUCAUACAUGUCAUCCAUCACCUUUUGGUGCUUUAUGUCUUUGUCAACCAGGUUUUCAUGUACGAAAUACAACAAAUUAUAAAAAAUGUGAAGAUAUUAAUGAAUGUACAGAAGAUCCGAAUACAUGCCAUCAAUAUUGUUUAAAUACAAAUGGAAGUUUUAUAUGUUCAUGUGCUGAAGGUUUUGUAUUGCAAUCAGAUGGACGUAGUUGUAAGAUUAUCAAUGCAACUGGUAUUCGUUUAUUAACUGCACGUCAAACAAUAAUGGAAUGGUAUUCACCAACAUUACAAACUUAUGGUCAAAUUAAUCUUGGUCCCGACAUGCGUUAUAUAGUUGCAUUUGAUGUUGAUAAUCGAACAAAUACAUAUUUCUGGGCUGAUUUCAUAACAAAUAUAAUCUAUACUCGUACGGAAAGAGCAAAUAAUUAUACUAAACUUAUUACAAGUGGUAAUAGUUUGAUAAUUGAUAUAGCAUUUGAUUGGAUUGGACGUAAUUUAUAUUGGACAGAUUACAUGCUUGAACAUGUUGAAGUUGCAACAAUGGAUGGCCGUCAUCGUCGAGUAUUAUAUCAUGAAAAUUUAACAAAUCCAUGGUCAAUUGUUGUUGAUCCACGUGCCGGUUUACGAUAUUUAUUUAUAACUGAUUGGGGUAAAAAUCCACGUAUUGAACGUGCUAGUAUGGAUGGUCAACAACGUGUUAGUAUAGUUAAUGAUUCAAUUGAAAUGCCAAUUGGUUUAACACUUGAUUUAAUACGUCAAGAAAUUUAUUUUACAGAUCAUCAUUUAAAUUUUAUUGAAGUUGUUAAUUAUAAUGGUGAAAAUCGACGAAAAAUUUUAGCUAAUACACAUUUUUUACAUGGACCAAUAUCAGUAAGUGUUUAUGAACAAUAUCUUUAUUGGUAUGAUUCAUAUUCAAAUCAAGUAAGACGUUUAAAUCGUUUUGAACAUGGUAUAAAAGCACAAAAACAUGAAAGAAUAAUAUCAAGAUCAGGAAUAUUUUCAAUGAAAAUGUCACAUCAAAUUUAUCAACCAUAUGAAACAAAUCCAUGUCAACAAUCUCGUUGUACACAAUUAUGUCUUCUUUCACAUGUUGCACCAUUAGGUUAUACAUGUUCAUGUUCAACUGGUUUUUAUCUUGAACAAGAUCAAAUUACAUGUUCAAAAGAUCGUUCACCAUUUAUUAUUUAUAUGAGACAUGAUACAAUUGGUGGUAUUAGUAUAAGACAUAAUCAAUCAUAUAUUGAUGAAAAUUCAAAUUAUGAUGAUUUAUGGGAACGUUUUGUUACUGUAACCGAUCUUCAUAAUGGUUAUGAAUUUGCAUUUGAUGAAGUUAAUGAAACAAUUUAUUGGACACAAGUUAACGGUUAUUUACCAGAUGGAACUGCUAAAUAUGAAAUUCGUCGAAUUAAUUUCGAUGGUACUAAUGAAACUGUUUUCUAUGGUGAUGAUGAAAUAUUAGUUGGUAUGGAAGCUGGUACAAUGCAAAUUGAUGCUGUUGGACGUAAUCUAUUUAUUGCUAAUAUUCGUCAUAGUCGAAUUGAUGCAAUAUCUUUAAAUGGUCUCUAUCAUACAAUAGUAUAUAGUAAUCAUGAAAAUGCUACAGGUAUAAUACGACCUAUAGCACUUGAUCUUGAUACAACAAAUGGUUUUGUUUAUUGGAUUGAUCUUGGUGGUGAUCAAAUUCCAAUGAAAAUAGGUCGUGUUCGUUUUGAUGGAAAAUAUUCUGAAAAUAUUAUUGUUGAUAAUCUUUUACAACCAAAUUAUAUUGUUUUUAAUCUUGAUCUUCAUUGUGUAUUUUGGAGUGAUUUUGGUUUACAAAGAAUUUCAUAUCAUUGCAUGGAUUCAGGCGAUACAAAAGUACUUGAUGUUGAAGUAAAUCAUCCACGUGGUUUUGAUUUUCUUACACAUUUAUAUUCUUCAACAUCAUCAAGAUCAACUAAUGAAAAUGAUGAUGUAACAUCGACACAUUAUUCAUUAUUUUUUGUUGAUAAAGAAUAUGAAGGUGUUUAUAAAAAAUGGUUUGAUUAUCGUUUAAAUCCUAUAUCAGAUGUUAUACCUGUACGAACAAAUCAAGAAGAUCCAAGACAAGUUCGUGCUUAUCCACGUUAUGAAGCUUUCAAUCCAAAUUGUUAUUAUGGUUCAUAUUGUGAACAAAUUUGUUUUCAAAUUGAUGCUAAUCAUAAUAGUAUGCCAACAUGUGAUUGUGCUAUUGGAUAUAAAUUAAAUAGUGAUGGACGAACAUGUUCACCUAGAAGUGAACAAUAUAUUGUUUAUAGUACACAUGCAUUAUUAAGAGCAUUUGAUUAUCGAUCAAAUGAUUCAGCAAGAGAAGAUGUUAUGCCAUUAAUUCCUGGUAAUAAUAUGGAAAUGUUAACAGCUCGAUAUUCGAAUCGUGAAUUAUAUUGGAUAGAUGGAAAUCGUUUAAUUCGUCGUGCAAUUUGGACAAAUAAUCGAAUAUGGAAUAUAACAAAUUAUCUUCAAAUAAGUGUUGGAUCACAAAGAAAUUUUAUUCUUGGUCUUACACUUGAUUGGAUAGCUGGAAAUUUAUAUUUUUCUUAUGUAACAAAUUCUUAUGGUCAUUUAGAAGUUAAUCGUCUUGGUACAGAUCAUCGAUUAAUUUUACGAAAAGGAACAAAUGAAACAAUUUAUGCUAUUGCUGUUAAUCCAAAACGAAGAUUUCUUUAUUGGUGUGAUCGUGGUCAACGUGUUCGUAUUGUUCGUUCAUUACUCAAUGGUCAAAAUGUAACAUAUAUUGUAACAGCACAAAUUAUUCGACCAGAAUCAAUAACAAUUGAUUUUCUUACUGAUGAUGUUUAUUGGUCGGAUGCAAUACGUGAUACAGUUGAAGCUAUAUCAUGGGAUGGAAGAAAUCGUCGAACAGUUUCACGUAAUAUUCCAAAAGCAAUUAGUCUACUUAUUGCAAAUAAUGAUUUAUAUAUAAUGGAUCGAGCAUUUUCAUCGAUAAUGCGUAUUAAUAAAACUGUUAGUAAUAUGACACAACGUUUAGAAUCAGUAUUAACAUUAAAAACAUAUGAAGUUGGUGGUAUGACAUUAUUUGAUGAACAACCUAAUUUUGAAUCACCAUGUCAAACAUCAACAACACAACAACGUUUUUGUGAAGAUCUUUGUUUUGCUAUGCCUGAUACAAGUAUACCACAAUGUGCAUGUGCAUAUGGAACAUUAAAUAUGGAUCGACGAACUUGUGCACCACCAAAUGAAUAUUUACUUGUUGCAAUUGAAAGAGAAAUUCGUUCAAUGUCAAUGGAACCACAUGGUUCAUCAACAAGUGCACCAUGGCGUGCAAUUACAAAUUUAAGAUUAGUAGUUGGAGUUGAUUUUGAUUAUCGAGAUAGGAAAAUAUUUUAUACGGAUUAUGUUUUACAAGAUAUAUUUUCAUUUGAUAUGGAUGAUCCAAAUCCAAAUGCACGACAAUUAAUACAAACAAAUGUUACUGGUCGUUCACAACCUAUUGGUAUAGCAUAUGAUUGGGUAUCGGAUCGUUUAUAUUGGACAGAUGAACGAUAUGGAAGAAUAAUUUCGGCAAGAAAUAAUGGUUCAGAAAGAUUAGUUAUAGCUGGUAGUUCACGACCAAGAGGAAUUGUUGUUCAUCCAUGCAAAGGAUUAUUAUUUUGGUCAGAUGUUGGUUAUUAUCCAUCAAUUCGUCGUUCGACAUUAACUGGAAGACAAGUAACUUAUAUUGUUACAACUAAUAUAAGAUGGCCAAAUGGUUUAACAAUUGAUUUUGAUGAUGAUCGUAUUUAUUGGGCAGAUGCUUGGUUUGAUCGUAUUGAACGUGCAGAAUUCGAUGGUACAAAUCGACAAGUUAUUUUAACAGUUGUUCAUCCAUUUGCAAUAACUGUUCAUGAACAUUAUAUUUAUUGGACUGAUUGGGUUCUUCGUGGUAUUUAUCGUGCUGAAAAAUAUACUGGUGCUAAUAUGGUUGAAAUGCAAAAUGAUCUUCCAUACCGUCCAAUGGAUAUUCAUGUUGUAUCUGAUCAACGUCAAAAAUGUUCUUAUUCACCAUGUAAUAUAAGUAAUGGUGGUUGUAGUCAUAUAUGUAAAACAGCAGGUGAUAAUCAAGUUGAAUGUGCUUGUCCUAGUGGACGACAAUUAAAAUUAGCUAAUGAUCGACGAAUGUGUGUUCCAUUAUCAUCAUCAUGUGCUUCAGUUAAUUUUACUUGUCAAAAUGGUCAAUGUUUAUCAAGACGAAAAGUUUGUGAUGGUCAAUCAGAUUGUUCUGAUGGUUCAGAUGAAGAUUCAAGAUUUUGUUCACGGUAUGCUUGUCGACCAACUGAAUAUCGAUGUUUAAGCGGUGGAUGUAUUCCAUAUAUUGAACGAUGUGAUCGAAAAAUCGAUUGUAAUGAUGGUAGUGAUGAAAAUAAUGCAUUUCAACCAUGUGUAUAUCCUCAAUGUCCUGAAGGACAAUUUACAUGUUAUAAUUUUCGUUGUAUUGAUAACUUUAAACGUUGUAAUGGAUAUGAUGAUUGUAAUGAUGGUAAUGCAACUGAUGAAAUCGGUUGUCCAUCUCGUAUUUGUAAUGGAACAAAUAGUAUGAAAUGUCCAAAUAAUAAUAUUUGUAUUCAAAAAACUUAUUUAUGUGAUGGUGAUAAUGAUUGUGGUGAUAAUAGUGAUGAAAGUCCAAUUUUUUGUCAUAGUAUUGAAUGCAAUACAACGGAAUUUCGAUGUGGAAAUGGUCGUUGUAUACCAUAUUCAUGGGUAUGUGAUGGUCAACGAGAUUGUAUAAAUGGUACUGAUGAACCAUCUGAUUGUCGUUUAUCAAAUCGAACAUGUCCAGUUGGUCUUUGGAAAUGUGAUAAUGGUCGAUGUAUUAGUCCAGAACAACGAUGUAAUGGUAUUGAUGAUUGCCGAGAUGGAAGUGAUGAAGAUGAACGACAUAAUUGUGCUGAAAUGCCUUGUAGUUCAACACAAUUUCGUUGUCCAUCAGGUUUAAGAAAUAAUCCACGUUUAAGAUGUCUUGAUCGAUCAGCUAUUUGUAAUGGUGUUCCAAAUUGUAUGCGUGGAGAAGAUGAAGCUAAUUGUACAAGACGUAAUUGUUCAUCAUACCAAUUUCAAUGUGCUAAUGGUCUUUGUGUACCACGUUCAUAUGUUUGUGAUCAUGAUAAUGAUUGCGGAGAUGGAUCAGAUGAACCAGCUUCAUGUGUAUAUCGAAACUGUACUAAUACAGAAUAUCGAUGUGAAAAUGGACGAUGUGUACCAAGAUCAGCGACAUGUAAUGGAUAGUACGUAAUAUAUAUAUAUAUA
Molecule: messenger RNA, 8703 nt
Organism: Rotaria sordida
Lineage: Eukaryota; Metazoa; Rotifera; Eurotatoria; Philodinida; Philodinidae
Source: the annotation of a GenBank genome assembly